AUGGCGGCGCUGACGGCGAAGCAGACAUCUGGAAACCGUCUGAAAAUGAUCUACGAUCGAGCUGAAGCCCUGUGCCCCUGUGUGACCCGGAGAGUGUGUCCUAACUACUACGGGUCCUCGGAACUCGAUAUACAAAAUUACGGCAACCUUCCACCCUGUCUCAUCUUCUGGAGGGUCCGGUGCUGCGACGACUCAGCUAUAGAGGAGAUGAUGAAAGAGCUGAAGGUGGGCGAGGGACCAGCAGGAGGAGGUGGGGUGUUUGGCGGGGUCAUACACCACCUCAACACUGGAACCACUUUUGGUAGUGGAGCAAAUUCUGGAAAUGAAAACAAUGUUGGUUCUGGAAGUGGAGGCACAUUUGGAAGUACUACAGGUUUUGGAAGUGGAGGCACCCUUGGGAGUACAACGGGUUCUGGCAGUGGAGGCACCUUUGGAAGUACUACAGGUUCUGGAAGUGGAAGUGGAGGCACCUAUGGAAGUACUACAGGUUCUGGAAGUGGAGGCACUUUUGGAAGUACUACAGGUUCUGGAAGUAGCGGCAUCUUUGUAAGUACUACAGCUUCUGGAAGUGGAGGUAUUUUUGGAAGUACUUCAGGUUCUGGAAGUGGAAGUGGAGGCACCUUUGGAAGUACUACAGGUUCUGGAAGUGGAGGCACCUUUGGAAGUACUACUGGUUCUGGAAGUGGAGGAGGCACCUUUGGUACUACAGGUUCUGGAAGUACGGCAUCUUGGAAGUACUACAGGUUCUUUGGAAGUACUUCAGGUUCUGGAAGUGGAGGCAACUUUGGAAGUACUACAGGUUCUGGAAGUAGCGGCAUAUUUGGAAGCACUACAGGUUCUGAGGGAGGUAUUUUUGGAAGUACUUCCAGUGGAGGCACCUUUGGAAGUACUACAGGUUCUGGAAGUGAAGGCUCCUUUGGAAGUACUGCAGGUUCUGGAAGUGAGAGUGGAGGUACCUUUGGAAGCACUACGGGUUUUGGAAGUACUAUAGGUUCUGGAAGUGGAGGCACCUUUGGAAGUAGUACAGGUUCUGGUAGUGGAAGUGGAGGCAGUUUUGGAAGUACUACGGGUUCUGGAAGUGGAAGUGGAGGCACCUUUGGAAGUACUACAGGUUCUGGAAGUGGAGGCACCUUUGGAAGUACUACAGGUUCUGGAAGUGGAGUCAUCUUUGGAAGUACCACAGGUUCUGGAAGUGAAGGCAUUUUUGGAAGUAGCAUCAGUUCUGGAAGUGGAGGUGUAGGCAGUUUUGGAAGUAUCACAGGUUCUGGAAGUGGAAGUGGAGGCAUUUUUGGAAGUACCACAGGUUCUGGAAGUGGAAGUGGAGGCAUUUUUGGAAGUAGCACCAGUUCUGGAAGUGGAAGUGGAGGCAUUUUUGGAAGUACCACAGGUUCUGGAAGUGGAGGCAUUUUUGGAAGUAGCAUCAGUUCUGGAAGUAUAAGUGGUGGCAGUUUUGGAAGUACCACAGGUUCUGGAAGUAUAAGUGGUGGCAGUUUUGGAAGUAUCACAGGUUCUGGAAGUGGAAGUGGAGGAACAUCUACAGAUAUAUUAACACCUUCCAUUGAUUCAAACAUCCAGAUUCCUUCUCUUGAACUCGGGUAUUUACCACCACUUCCAGCACCUGGGUCCUCGGCCCCUUCAUCUACCACGUUUCACUUAGAUUAUGAUUUUUUGCAGCUUCCACGAUCCGAGGUCAAUUUAGACACACCUGAUUCCGAUUUACAUUCUUCUGAGUCACAACAUACAUCAUCGACACCAUCACACCAAGCAUCAUCUCUUUUAUCAUCACAACACGUCCUGGAAGAAUCAUCACAACACGUCUUGGAAGAAUCAUCACAACACGUCCCUGAGCCAUCAUACACAGCACCACAACACCCUCAGUCAGAAUCUUCACACCAUCUCUUAGGCCAGUUUAUCUCAUCCAUGAUAAAGGAGGCACAGAAGUUGUCGUCCACCACGCCCUCACCACCCACCUCUUCCUGUAGUGACGAGAACUCCCCACACUGCUCCAAAGCUUCGACUGUGAGUGAGGAAACUGCACAGCAAGCUUUCAAUUCUACAUCAACCUCCGACCAUCCUCUAUAUUCCACUUCAAGUUGGUUGGCGCCGUACUUCUUUAUACCUUCACCCUCGGUCUCUCCACCUCCACAUAUAUCUUCUUCGUCGUUCGUCUCUUCUUCACCGCCGCUACAACUGGCUGUCACCUCUCCAGAACACCAACCAGACCUCUUGUUAUCAAAACUUCCCUUCCAUUUAUUUGAGUCGGCGAACUCCUCUCCUGUUAAUUUAUCCCUGUAUCUCCCAGAAAUACAGUCACAGGUGGUUUCUUCGACUGACGAUGCACUAAUCCUACAUGUGUACCAGCAAUCGCCAAAGCCAGAUAGACCAAUGUUUUCUGAUGUACCGUUUGCCACGCCACCUGGGACGCCACCCAUCCUGGCUAACAUCAUGCCUCUGUCUCCGUCUGCCGAUGACGUUCCUUCCAUGCUUGGCCACCUCGCACACCUUUCUCAGCUGCCAAUGCAGAGUGAAGGAGACGAUAAAAGACACUUUGUUGAGCUUCACUGUGUGCCCGUCACCAAGUGUUCCCGCCCUCACACUGACGAUCCUUUGGACACUUGUGUUUACGGGUUUCCACCGGAGUGUGUUGAGGGCAAAGUUCGGUGCCUUGACAACUACGCUGGUCCCGUCAGAUUUAAUUGUUUCAUAAAUAAUGUGGCAUUUAUACCAGAACCCGAAGUUGAUGUUCCUUCAAAAGCUUCCCUGAGAACAGAGUCUCAGAAUUUUGCUCCCGUCCCUCAAACUGGUUCUGACCUACUUACAGUGAAGGACAGCAAGAAUACUGCAGCACCAACACAUUUACCAGUCACACAUCACAACGGCGAAUCUAAAACCACUGUAGUCGAAGUGGUUCCAUGUACUGUCAUCAGAACUUGCAAACGCCGGUACGGAUCAUUCAGGGCUGAUGUGAUCAAUUACGGAUUUUUGCCCUUGUGUCCAGAAGGUCAGGUUCGCUGUCUUGAUGAUGUACCUUCUAUUCGGAGAGGUAGUGAGACAGCCUUCAGUCCUCAAGGAGCUAACUCUCAGUUUCCCAACCAACAGAUUCUUGAACAUUCGGUGACUGAGAACCUCGACCAACGUACGGUACAUGAACAUAACAUUUCACAACAAACAAUCGACGACAGUUCUCGUCACCAGUCAACUUUACAAAAUUCUCAAGACCCUGACAGUCAGAGUGGUGAACAGAAAGACAGUCAACUCUCGUAUCAGGUUACCAGUCAAGUUGUUAAUCUGUCUGAAUCCACUUUUGACGCCAAUCAACAAGUCAGUGACCAAGAUUCGCAGCAGCAGUCAACAGAUGAAGGACUUCAACCAAAUCUAGUUUUUACUUACGAAAAUCAACAAAAAAGUAGCGCCAGUCCUGUCUACAAGACCGGUUCUGACAACUCACAGUCAACACAUCCUGACAAGCACAAAAGAACCGAGCCUUCACCCAGCAUUUCUGAAGACCAGGGUUCCUCACCAUCAAGUUAUCACCCACAGGAACAGCAGAAAUCCUCCCUGCAACAGCCAGCAGCCUCUACAGAGGAUCUCCUCCCUGCAGCAGCCACCAUUUCUUCCUUCGCCCAUCACCCACACAGACAACCCGGCUUCAGUGGUGUUAAUGAGUACCACCAGCACCCGUGGGUGGACUCCCCCCACCACCCUUCACCCCACACACACUUCUCACUCACCAGGCGGCCGGACUCAAGGCUGGGACAAGCGAUCAGCGACGACAGUAACAGAAGGAAAUUCAAGAUAAAAAAUCCUCUUGGGUUCCCACUUUCACUUUUGUUUCAAUAAGGUUUUAUAGAGUAGUUUGUGAGGAAAUAUUUGGAUAAUGAAGUCUGUUUCAUUUUUCGGAUCACCUGAAAAUUAGCUCCUGUUUAAUUCGCCCUAACGGUAACUUAACCUAACCUAACCCCCAGGUAACAUUAAGGUGUUUAAUCAUCAGGUAAACUAAGCUGGGGCCAAUCAUCAUGUGACCCCAUUAUACUCAGGGAAUGUUUUCAUAUGGUACUUUGGGACGUACCAAAGUAUCGAGUAUGAUAUAAAGAUUUGCAGAAAUA
Messenger RNA from Homarus americanus (American lobster), 4106 nucleotides. RefSeq names its product nuclear pore complex protein DDB_G0274915-like. Lineage: Eukaryota; Metazoa; Arthropoda; Malacostraca; Decapoda; Nephropidae. The record is from RefSeq and is a predicted model, not a curated record.